AUUUCUUUCGAACCACAGUUUCUACUCGGUCCUACUUUGACGUCGCACCUCAACGUCGUCACCAAACUUCCUUCCCACCAGAAAAAAAAGAGAGCGGGGAAAUUUGACAAUCGCCCACUAUUCCAACAAAGUAACUUUAAGGUAGUUUAUGAAAGUAUAUAUUGGUAUUGAAACAGGAGUUUGUUCAUUAAAACGUUGUCACCCAGAAUGAGAACUCUAGAGGAGGUGCAGGCCACUCUGCAGAUCGCCAAACUGAAAGAGGAAGAUCUACAGAAAACAAUUCACUGCCUGUCCUUCGGGGAAAACGUUUCCUCAGCAGACUACUGCCUCAUGGAGCUGGAUGACACCCUGUGCAAACACAUCCAGGCCGGGCAGAGUCUAGUGAUUCGAGGGGACGCGGACGAGCGAGCAGUGCUCUGUAGCGGUGACAAGACCUACGAUUUAAAAAUAGCAGACACGUCCAACCUGCUGCUGUUUGUACCAGGAUGCAGAACGCCGGACCAACUAACCAACAGCCAGGAAAGCUCCCAUUUGGUGCACACGCAGAUCUGGGGGUUUUGUAACAGCUACUGGGAACUGAAGAGACAGCGUCCAAGGCUGAAGAAACUGAAAGCGAUUUUAAUGGAGAAUCCUUAUGAAGGACCGGCUCUAGGGGGGCAAAAGGAGAAUACAGAAAACAGGUACUCAAUGCAGGAUCUGUUGGACAGGAUCCAGUCCAGCCAAGACGAGCUGAAGACCCACUUAAAGACCAUCCAUGCUUGCCAGAUAGAUGGCUACUGGCGUGUGCUGGACUUUGACUACGAGAUGAAGCUGCUCGGUCAUGUUACUCAGCUGGUAGAUUCUGAGUCGUGGUCCUUCAACAAGGUUCCCCUUCAAACCAGUCUGGACGAGUUGGCUCCACUGGAGCCCAAAGAGAUGAUUGAGCACUGUUUGGACUGUUAUGGGAAGCGCUUUACUGAAAACGACAACGUUUUUUAUGCCCUGCACGAGGAUAAAGUAUGUCAAAGCACGGCCUUACUGCUGCUGCAGAACGCUGUGAAGUUCAACCUGAGAGAAUUUCAAGAAGUCUGGCAGCAGAGCGUCCCAGAGGGGAUGAGCACAAGACUAGAACAGCUAAAGAGUGUCGCGUUGGUGGACCGCGCCUCCCGCCCCGAGACCAUCUGCCUGCUGCGGGUGGAGGAUCUGUCUGAAGACACGCUGGAGCGCUUCAACCACCUCUUCACAAUCCGAGAGAAAUGGACGGAGGAAGACAUCACGCCAUACAUACAGGACCUGUGUGGAGAAAAACAGACCACCGGAGCUCUACUGACCAAAUAUGCUCGAUCUUCAAUGCAAAAUGGGAUCAAGGUGUUCAAUUCCAGAAGGCCUUUGGCUACAUGAUCAUGUCAAUCAUUACCUUUGAAAAGGAUUUCAUUAUGUUUAUUCUCAGUGACUGUUUCAAAGAUAUUAUACACAAUUGUUCUUAAAAAUGCAUUGUUGGCGUUGUCUAUUAUCUUACAGCAACCAGCUUGCUGGUAAAGUGUAGGAUGAUUUUUUUUAAAAGUACCGGUAACUAAACGAAAUCUUUUUUGAAGUUGUUUUUCUGUUAAAAAAAAAGUUUGUAAAAUGACAUUUCAUUAACAAAUUGGUGUUUUUGUUUCAUCCUUCAAUUCUAUUUAAUUUACCGGGUAUAGUUACAUUUUUUUUCAUUUCCAACAGGAACAUAAACUGACCAGGUGCUGCCCUGCAGGUUGUCCACAUGGUGGUGGUCUAUGUGAUAUAUUCAAUAUGACAUCCACACAGUGGCAGGUUACAACAGCAUGUGCUGGCUGAUAUGAAGCAAUUAUCAUACUGACAGAAAAAUCAAAUGUAAAUAAUCUCAUCAUUGACGAGGCGUAGCGUUCCAGCUAUCUGAAUGAGAAUAUUUUCCUUUUAUUACAGUAAACGGACUGUUACACAAGGUGUCACAAUUGGCUCUGGUCAUGUUACCAUUUGUAUUUUUUUAUGAGGAUAAAUAUCCCCAAAGAGGGCAAAUCACUUUUUCCCCAGUCGUUGCUUAACUAUGCAUUCUCACUUAUGCGUUUUUAAGCAAUAGGCUGAACAGGCGGUAAGUAUUUUACAUACUGCAGCCUAAGCACAAACCGAGUAAAGCCUCAUUAACACGUUGUUGUUGCCAUUUCGUGUUCUUGGAUUUAAAAUCUUUUCAUGAGAACCAGAUGUUGUUAUACAAAGUAAUUUUUUUUUUGUCAUAAUACAGCAUAGAACAUAAAAAUCA
Messenger RNA from Gasterosteus aculeatus aculeatus (three-spined stickleback), 2254 nucleotides. It is a transcript of the gene dscc1, whose product is annotated as DNA replication and sister chromatid cohesion 1. The record is from RefSeq and is a predicted model, not a curated record. Gene Ontology annotation, biological process: maintenance of mitotic sister chromatid cohesion; mitotic sister chromatid cohesion. Gene Ontology annotation, cellular component: Ctf18 RFC-like complex; chromosome, centromeric region; chromatin. NCBI's taxonomy places the organism in Eukaryota, Metazoa, Chordata, Actinopteri, Perciformes, Gasterosteidae.